This is a messenger RNA of Alternaria arborescens, 954 nucleotides long. RefSeq lists its product as hypothetical. Lineage: Eukaryota; Fungi; Ascomycota; Dothideomycetes; Pleosporales; Pleosporaceae. The record is from RefSeq and is a predicted model, not a curated record. The transcript has a single exon. The coding region runs from base 1 to 954 and encodes 317 amino acids.
AUGUCCUCCAAGAAGAUCAUCACUGUUUUAGGCGCCACAGGCAACCAAGGUGGUUCUGUCAUCACAGCUCUUCUUGCUCAUCCCGAGAUCGCCUCUCAGUACUCGAUCCGUGGUAUCACGCGCGACACUACGAAGCCCUCAGCCCAAAAACUCCUGGCUAAGGGAGUGGAGCCCGUCAAAGCCGAUCUCAAUGACCCUUCGUCCCUUCAAGCCGCAUUUCAAGGUGCCUUCGCCGCUUUUGCCGUCACCAACUACUGGGAGACAAUGUCCAAGUCGACGGAGAUCACCCAAGGAAAGAACAUUGUCGACGCCGCCAUCGCUACCGGAGUCAAACACCUCAUCCUCUCUUCACUCCCCAACGUCACGGCCCUAACAAACGGUGCUCUCACCAACGUCGAGCAUUUUGAUUCCAAAGCCGAAGUCUCUGAUUACGCGGAGACCCAGAAGAAGAAGACGGGCAUGUGGGUCACACACUUCAUGCCUGGGUAUUUUAUGCAGAACCUCAAGAGCACCAUCAACAAGGAUCCGGCCACUGGCGCUUCCAUGAUGACACUCCCUUGGGACGCUACUAGUACACAAAUCCCACUCAUCGACAUCGUUUCCGAUGCUGGCAAGUACGUUGCUGGUGCCCUGGUCCUCGGGGCUGGUGCCGAUGGUGCUAGAAUCCAAGCUGUUUCGCAAUGGGUCACUCCAAACGAAGUGGCUGCCACUGUAUCCAAGGUCACUGGCGACAAUGUGACCUUUAUGGAGGUACCCAGAGACGUAUGGGAGGGGUACCUACCGCUUCCUCCUCUUGUCAAGACUGAACUUGGAGAGAACAUGACCUUGAUCAAGGACUACAGCUACUAUGGAAACGACGCUCCUGCCAAGCAGCAUGAGUACAGCAAAUACGUUGAGGCUGUAUCUGGCCAGAGCUUGACUAGCUUCGAGGAUUUCGUCAAGGCAGGGUUCUAA